Messenger RNA from Miscanthus lutarioriparius, 1299 nucleotides. The record is from the annotation of a GenBank genome assembly. Lineage: Eukaryota; Viridiplantae; Streptophyta; Magnoliopsida; Poales; Poaceae.
AUGGAGAUGGGGCGAUCGGGAAAUGGUGGCGGCAGGGUGGUCACCUUCGACGACGCCAUCAGCGGGAGGCGCCGGAACGGCAGCUCGCUGUCGUCGUACCUUGACAUGGGCCGGGACGCCGACGGCGGUCGCACGGCGCCGCGGCCGUUGCCGGCGCAUACCAUGGCGAGACGGCGGCGCAAGUACGCCGACGGCGAGCUCGACGUGUUCGCCGCCGAGCUGUACUUCAGAGGCGCAAUGGACGGCGAUGGGGACCGCAAGGAAGGUUUCAGUGUCACCACCCCCGCGGUAGCGGUGCAGGUGCAGGCGCAGCCCUUGGUGGAGACGGCCGCUGCGAGGCCGGCGGCGGAGGCCGUGGUAAUGGGUAAGCCGUCUUCGACGCGCGCGUCGACGGUGAGCUUCACCGCGAGCUCGGCGUCCAGCGCCAAAAGCCAGACGGCGCUCUUCGGGGGCGGGCUCCGACGGCGCAGCGGCAGCUCCCGGGAUAACAAGUGCUGCGUCCAGGUCGGCGUGCUCAUGCGCACGUGCUCCGGGAAGCGGUCGGUGCGCGUGGACGGCUGCGCGGCCAAGGCAGCCCCCGACGCCGCCGAACCGGAGGCGUCGACCGGGAUCGACUGGUACAGAGAGCUAAGGAUGCACAAGGCCGCCCUAGGACUCGGACUCUCUGGGGAUGGCAAUAGCCAUGGCCUGGUGGCCGCCGCCGGUCUCCCUCCAAGUCUGAAUCUUGGGACGGCGAAAGUGGCAGCCAUCGGGAGGGAGAUGACAGGAGAGGAGAAGGAGGCUGCUGAGCUCACCUUCUCAAGGAGGAGAAGCAACUCUACCCUGGUGGCUCCGGUCAGAGCCAACAACGUGCCGGCGAGCGGCCGCGUCGUCGGCGAGCCCGGCGGAGCAGGUAAAGUUGGCCGUGGCGGUGGUGCGCACCACCUCCACCACGACAACGACGACGACGCCGGGAGCGAGUCGAGCUCCGACCUGUUCGAGAUCAAGAGCCUGAUGAUCGGCGACUGCCCCUACGAGCCGAGCGAGGCGAGCAUCCAGUGGAGCGUGGUGACUGCGAGCGCCGCGGACGCGUCGGAGCGCGGCGACCGCGUCCCCGCUAGAUGGGUCGGCGGCGGCGCGAGGGGUCCUGUCGCCGGAAGGCAGCUGCGGGGCCACCGCCCGGGCGGGAUCCUGGCGGGGUGCGCCAGCCACAGGGCCGUGGACGUGUCGGCGGCGACGACGAAGGCCGUGCCAAAUGCCGUGGCGGCGAUGCAGCAGGGCCGCAGUGAAGGAUUUCACAAGGCACGGAAUGGCGCCUGA